Tachysurus vachellii is the source of this 1329-nucleotide messenger RNA. RefSeq names its product mediator complex subunit 8 (gene med8). Bases 117 to 926 code for a protein of 269 amino acids. Gene Ontology annotation, molecular function: RNA polymerase II cis-regulatory region sequence-specific DNA binding; transcription coregulator activity. Gene Ontology annotation, cellular component: mediator complex; core mediator complex. Gene Ontology annotation, biological process: regulation of transcription by RNA polymerase II. Lineage: Eukaryota; Metazoa; Chordata; Actinopteri; Siluriformes; Bagridae. The record is from RefSeq and is a predicted model, not a curated record. The transcript is spliced from 7 exons.
AAAGAAGAAACAGUCCGCACUUGUUGUAACUCGGACCCAUUUUCAGGUGGCAAACCCGUUUACUUCCGGUUAAAGCUUUUCGGUUGUCGUCUGAAGUGUUUACUGUUUUAGUAAAUAUGCAGCAACGAGAGGAGAAGCAGUUGGAAGCGUCUGUUGAGUCUCUGAUUUCUCGGGUGGCACAUCUGAAGAAUUCUCUACAGAGUUUCAUCUAUAAGCUAGAAAAUGAAUAUGACCGGCUGAAGUGGCCUUCGGUGCUGGACAACUUUGCACUUUUGUCUGGGCAGCUAAACACCAUCAACAAGCUGUUGCGUAAUGAGAAAACACCGUCUUACCGGAACCAAGUUAUCAUUCCCCUUCUGCUGUCCCCUGACAGAGACGAGGAGCUGGCAAAACUGACAGAGCAGCGUGUACCCGUGUUCAGCCAUGAGAUCGUACCGGACCAUCUGAGGACAAAACCUGACCCAGAAGUAGAAGAGCAGGAGAAACAACUGAGUGCAGACGCUGCCCGGAUUGGACAGGAACUAGCUCAGAAACAGAUCCAGACUCUGAACAAACUCUGCUCCAGCCUUUUGGAGAAGCUCAAUAGCCCUCGAGAUGACAGAGAUGCAGAAUCUUCAGCUAUGCGCCAGAACAAACAGUGGUUCAACCCAACGGACACCAACGCCCUGGUGGCAGCAGUUGGCUUUGGGAAAGGCUUGUCUAAGUGCAGACCGCCUUCUUCAGUGGCUCCUGGACACCCGGGACAAACCAUGAUGACGGGGGGACCCACACUGCAGCAGGUGACCAUUGCUGGGGCUCCUGGACAUCAGACAGGCAUCGGAGCAUCUGUGGCACAGCAGCAGCCUGGCCAGCCUGGGAAAAUGCCAAGCAGCAUAAAGACAAAUAUCAAGUCGGCCUCAGCUUCAAUGCAUCCUUACAACAGAUAACUACAGAAACAGAAGAAUGUUCUGCUUGAGCAUCUAUAUCACGUGUGUGUGAGUGUGUGAGUGUGUGAGUGUGUGAGUGUGUGAGUGUGUGAGUGUGUGAGUGUGUGUGUGAGUGUGUGAGUGAGUGUGUGAGUGUGUGAGUGUGUGAGUGUGUGAGUGUGUGAGUGUGUGUGUGUGUGUGAGUGUGUGAGUGUGAGUGUGUGUGAGUGUGUGUGUGAGUGUGUGUGUGUGUGUGUGUGUGUGUGUGUGUGUGUGUGUGUGUGUGUGAGUGUGUGUGUGUGAGUGUGUGUGUAGGUUUUUCUUAUUAAACACACCCUUGUUCUUUCUACUUAAGUCCUAUGUGAAUUUGUAUAUCUUCUCUCUCUGUUCAUUUGGUUGGGCAUUAAAUCCUUUUCUCACUGCA